AUGAUUUAUGACUGUGCCGAUAGUCCUAAAAAAGCAAAGGACUCUACUGCGUCUCAUUCUAGCAAUUCAGGCAGCAGCACAAAAAGAAAUCGCUCAUACAGAAUUGAAAAAGUUUUUAAUCCUGUAAUAGAUGAGGAUGAGUUUGAAAAAAAUCGAGUAUUUUUUAUAUAGAAGUCUGGGAUAAAGAAAAAAAAAGCGGAAAAUAUUAUACAAAGAUCUUUACAAACGUUAUUUGCAAAAAUAAAAAUUAAAAAUUUGUUGAAUUUACAAAGAAAAUCAAGGGUUUCUUUAUAUCAAAGUUUAGAGAUGCUCGUGAAGAGACUGCAAAAAGAACAAAAAGAAGCAUUUGAAGUAAUAAAAAAUGCGAAAAAUUGAAUGAUAAGUGAAAAUUCUAGUGAAUUUAUAUAUCAUGAUGAGAAUAUUUUUGCUGAAAUUCCUGUUUCAGAAUGUAACCAAACAAAUAAAGAAUUUUUUAGAAUUUUCAAUGAAAAUUCGAAAGCGAAGGUCUAUAAAGCAGAUUUCGAUGAAUCAAUAGGGCUUGGGAAUAGCAAAAUGUAUCAGAGAAAAAUAGAUCCACCUUCACAUAAUUACAAUCAAAAUAAUCAAACCCGAAAGCCAGCUUCUCUUUCAGAUUUCUCUGAAUUUACAGAUAUGAAUUUCUCGAAGCUAGAAUUUGUAAAAGUUAAUGAUAUUAGUUUCAACAUAGGUAAAUUCGAAUUAUUAGGAAAUACACAUGAAAAAUUAUUUGCGAUGUAUAAAGAAACACAACAAAAUAUUGACCAAAAAACAAGUGAAUUGAUGAAAAUAUUAGAUCACCGAGAUGAUUUGAUAGCCCAAAUCGAGUACAAUAAAAAAUUGAUAGAGAAAUUGAUGGGAGUAAUUGCUAACUCCACACUCUGUGAGCAAACAAAAACAUUUUUAUGAAAAAUGUUUUGAUAUAUAAGUGAAAAUUGGUAUAAUGAAAUCUCUAGCUUAAUUUUAACAAAUUGCAUUUUAAAAAUUAGAUUUUUACAAAUUAAAAUAAAAUAUUUGUUUCCCAAUUAUUUCGAAUUAGUUUUUUUUUUUUAAAUUUUGAAGAAAAAAAUUUACUAUAAAUUUUUAAAAAUAAAAAUUCCCCCUCCACGAGCAAACAAAUUUUUUGUUUGCUCACUGGGGAGUAAGAAAAAUAAGUUUUAA
Blepharisma stoltei is the source of this 1176-nucleotide messenger RNA. The record is from the annotation of a GenBank genome assembly. NCBI's taxonomy places the organism in Eukaryota, Ciliophora, Heterotrichea, Heterotrichida, Blepharismidae.